Tarenaya hassleriana is the source of this 1773-nucleotide messenger RNA. Its product is annotated as sodium/pyruvate cotransporter BASS2, chloroplastic. Lineage: Eukaryota; Viridiplantae; Streptophyta; Magnoliopsida; Brassicales; Cleomaceae. Gene Ontology annotation, cellular component: membrane. The coding region runs from base 309 to 1577 and encodes 422 amino acids. The transcript is spliced from 13 exons. The record is from RefSeq and is a predicted model, not a curated record.
AAGGGCAACGAGAAAAAAUUAUCUUUGCCGAUGGAGAAAUUUAUGAUAAUAAUUCCAAACGAUUUUGGAAAAAGAAGCCCUAAGGGAUUGGGAUUUUUGGGGUGAGGCUGCUGAGUCAUCAGCAGCACAAUUGUGUGGUUCUUCCUCUCCCCACGAUUGUCCCACCUAUCCACAAACCUCAUUUCUCCCGUCUCUUUGGAGACCUAACCAAAUCUUAUUGUCAUGAUCUGGUAAAACCUCUCUCGCGAUCUUAAACCCUUUCUUCUCCCAGCUCUGUUCUCAACAAUCCGAGCAUCGAACCGGUUUCCAUGGCAUCCAUUUCUAGAGUUGUACCCAGAGACUGUAGGUUAAGCCAAUGCAGUGGCUCAUAUACGCUUGGCGAUUCCUGGGUUCUUGCUCGGAGAGUUCGGAAUCGUCUGGAUUGUACGAACUUGGGUUCGGUUCGUGAUGUCGGAAAAAGUUUAGCGAUCCAAAACUAUAAACCAUGUAGCUCCAUUGUUGCUCUUACAUCAACCUCGGCUGUGACAUGUUCUUCCAGGACCAUGCGAAUUGCUUGCAAGGCGGCAACAGAUGUACCGGGUGAAUCGGGUGAUGUACCUGAUAGCUCUUCAAGUGGGAUGAGCAAUUACGAGAAGAUUAUUGAACUUUUAACGACCCUUUUUCCAGUUUGGGUUAUUUUGGGAACACUUAUUGGCAUCUACAAGCCAGCUGCAGUUACAUGGCUGGAGACUGACCUUUUCACUGUCGGUCUGGGAUUUCUCAUGCUUUCCAUGGGAUUGACACUAACCUUUGAGGAUUUCAGAAGGUGUUUACGUAAUCCAUGGACGGUGGGUGUCGGUUUUCUUGCACAAUAUUUAAUCAAGCCUGCGCUAGGCUUUGUCAUAGCGAUGAGUCUAAAACUUUCGGCACCUCUUGCGACGGGCCUUAUCUUGGUCUCAUGCUGCCCCGGAGGACAGGCCUCGAAUGUUGCAACCUACAUUUCCAAGGGGAAUGUCGCUCUCUCUGUUCUCAUGACAACGUGUUCGACCAUCGGGGCUAUUGUGAUGACUCCUCUUCUCACAAAGCUUCUCGCUGGCCAGCUCGUUCCAGUUGAUGCUGCAGGACUUGCCAUCAGUACUUUCCAAGUAGUUUUGGUUCCUACCGUCAUUGGAGUGUUGUCAAACGAGUUCUUUCCCAAAUUCACGUCAAAGAUUAUAACCGUGACACCUCUGAUCGGGGUUAUCCUGACCACCCUUCUCUGCGCGAGCCCGAUCGGGCAAGUCUCGGAGGUCUUGAAAACUCAAGGAACUCAGCUUCUGUUACCGGUUGCGCUUCUUCAUGCUGCGGCCUUUGCUCUUGGCUAUUGGAUUUCGAAGUUUUCUUUCGGCGAGUCCACUUCACGUACCAUCUCUAUCGAGUGCGGAAUGCAGAGCUCCGCCCUCGGGUUCUUGCUUGCGCAGAAGCAUUUCACCAACCCUCUGGUGGCCGUUCCUUCUGCAGUCAGCGUUGUCUGUAUGGCGCUCGGUGGGAGCGCCCUGGCCGUGUUCUGGAGAAACCGGCCGAUCCCCGCGGAUGAUAAGGACGACUUCAAGGAAUGAAAUGGAGGACGAACACAGAGAUGUUAAGGAACGGAACGUUUGUUUGGCAUUUCGUACCCUUUUUGAGUGAUUUUAUACAUUUUGUUAGGAAGCCGUUUGACGAGGAUUCGUUGUUAUGAUGAAUGCGUUUGGGAGAUUCAUGUAGCUUAUUGGUGGACCGCAACGGUUUAAUAUUUCUUAAAUAUUUUUUGUUGAA